Bombyx mandarina (wild silkworm) is the source of this 4592-nucleotide messenger RNA. It is a transcript of the gene sl, whose product is annotated as small wing phospholipase C gamma 1. Gene Ontology annotation, biological process: phosphatidylinositol-mediated signaling; positive regulation of epithelial cell migration; release of sequestered calcium ion into cytosol. Gene Ontology annotation, cellular component: ruffle membrane. Gene Ontology annotation, molecular function: protein binding; calcium ion binding; phosphatidylinositol-4,5-bisphosphate phospholipase C activity. Lineage: Eukaryota; Metazoa; Arthropoda; Insecta; Lepidoptera; Bombycidae. The record is from RefSeq and is a predicted model, not a curated record.
UUUGGAAAUGUCAAACAAACUAAAUAUCAAAGUGUGUGUAAUGUAGAAAUAGCCAGUAAUAAUGUAUUUUAAACUCGGGUGCCUUAUUUAUAUGUAGAGAAAUAUUAGCAGUCGCUCUUUUAUUUCAUGCGUUGUUCACUUUCGCCACAGUUUGCUUGCAUCCGGCGGUGAGGGCGGAAGUGCAAUGAAGUCGGUCUGCUUCAACGGGGCCAAAGAUAGGCUCAUACACGAGGCAGACCAGCUUAUCUCCUACAUAGAAAGAGGCUCUACCGUUUUAAAAUUCUUCCCUCGUAAGAGACCCGAAAGGCGUGCACUUUGCGUGAGAAGAGAGACCCAUCAAGUUCUUUGGUCUCGAAUCAAUGCCCCUCAGAGACAGGGCUACGAAGGGGCUCUCGAUAUCCGUGAUGUCAAAGAAGUUCGCACUGGAAAAUCAUCCAAAGACUUUGAGCGUUGGCCUGAAGAAACCAAACGUCUUGAAAGUUCAAAAUGCUUUACCAUUUAUUAUGGAACUGAAUUUAAACUUCGCUGUGCAUCAUUUGUUGCUCAAACAGAUAAAGAGUGUGAAGCUUGGGUGAAAGGUGUACUGUAUCUAAUAGCAGAAGCUGUCAGUGCAUCAUAUCCUCUACAGAUUGAAAGAUGGCUCCGGAAAGAAUUCUAUUCUAUUGAAAACUCCCAUGAAAAAAUAACAUUAAAAGAGGUCAAAGCUUUUCUACCAAAAAUUAAUUGUAAAAUUUCAACAAGUAAGCUUCGAGAUGUAUUCCAAGAUGUUGACACUGAAAAAAGAGGGGAGAUUGGCUUUGAUGAUUUUGCUGUUCUUUAUCAGAAGCUAAUUUUUGAUGAGAAUAAUGUUCAGGACAUAUUUGAUAAAUACUCAGUCUAUUGUUCUAAUGGUACUACUAUUACUCUUAGAGAGUUUCAAAAUUUCCUUAGAGAUGAACAGCAUGAUAACCUUGGUGAUGAUGAAGUACAAGCCUCACAGUUCAUCCGUGAUUACUUAAGAGAUCCACAAAGAGACAUCUAUGAACCUUAUUUCACUUUAAGCGAGUUUGUCGAGAUGCUGUACUCCAAGCAGAAUUCCAUCUAUGACAGUCAGUAUGAUAAGGUUACACAAGAUAUGACCAGGCCUUUGUCACACUAUUGGAUAUCUUCUUCUCAUAACACGUAUCUGACAGGUGACCAGUUUUCAAGUGAAUCAUCACUGGAGGCCUACGUGCGGUGCUUGAGGUCAGGCUGUCGUUGUAUUGAGCUAGAUUGUUGGGAUGGUCCUGACGGCACACCUUUUAUUUAUCACGGGCACACACUGACAACGAAAAUAAGGUUUAUGGAUGUACUGCGAACAAUAAAAGAACAUGCAUUCAUCACAUCUGAAUAUCCAUUAAUUUUGUCUAUCGAAGACAACUGCUCACUCCCACAGCAAAGACGAAUGGCGAGCGCAUUUCAAGACGUAUUCGGUGACCUUCUUCUUGUUCAUCCAAUGGAUAAGAAUGAAACAUCACUUCCCUCUCCUCAUGACUUACGCAGAAAAAUAAUCCUGAAACAUAAAAAAUUACCUGAAGGUGCUGAAGAAAGUUCUUUCGCAGUACGUCAAGAAGAAGGAAAAGAUUUAGACCUACGAAAUUCGAUCAAAAAUGGUAUAUUGCAUUUGGAAGAUCCUGUCGACAAAGAAUGGAAGCCUCACGCCUUCGUGCUCACCGAGAACAAACUUUACUAUACAGAGAGCUACAACAGUCAAGAAGAAACCGACACUGAAAGUGACGGAGACUCAGAUGCGGAAAACGCUAUUGUACCACAAGAUGAAUUACAUUUCGCAGAAUGUUGGUUCCACGGGAAGCUGGCAGGGAAUCGACAAGAAGCCGAAGAUUUGCUGAGAGCCCACGCCCAUCUUGGCGAUGGAACCUUUCUGGUGAGGGAGAGCGUUACUUUUGUCGGUGACUACUGUCUAUCAUUCUGGCGGCAAGGGAAAGUAAAUCACUGCCGCAUCAAGCUCAAACAGGAACGGGGGGUCACCAAGUUCUAUCUGAUAGAUAGUAUGUGUUUCGACAGCCUGUACAACCUCAUCACCCAUUAUAGGUCACAUCCUCUGAGGAGUCAAGAGUUCCUGAUAACGUUAAAGGAGCCAGUGCCUCAGCCUAACAAGCAUGAAGGCAAGGAAUGGUUCCACGCGCACUGCACGCGUACUCAAGCCGAAGAAUUACUGCGGAAGACCAACACCGACGGCGCUUUCCUAGUACGCCCCAGCGAAAAGGAACAAGGGAGCUUCGCAAUUAGUUUCAGGACUGAGAAGGAGAUAAAGCAUUGCAGGGUUAAACAAGAGGGUCGCCUGUACACAAUCGGUACAGUCAAGUUCGAGAGCCUCAUUGAAUUAGUCUCGUACUACGAGAACCAUCCGCUGUAUAAAAAAGUAAAACUCUGGUAUCCGAUCAGCGAAGAAACCGUCAGAAGACUUGUCUCUGAACCAGACGAUAAUACUGUCUAUGGGACACCGGGAUACAUGGAUCCCACGUCAUUCACGUCCAAGGUGACCGUUAAAGCGCUUUACGAUUAUCGGGCUCGUCAAGAUGACGAGUUGUCCUUCUGCAAGCACGCCAUCAUUACAAACGUCGACAAGCCGGACGAGGGCUGGUGGCGGGGCGACUACGGCGGCAAACGUCAUCACUGGUUCCCGGCCAACUACGUGCUUGAGAUUGAGGUUCCACACACACCCGACGUGACCAGCGGUCUAGAAAACGAAUCAGCCGCCCUGGGAUCGUUGCAGAAAGGCGUGCUGGACGUGCUCGGCGCUAUCGUUGAAUUGGUGGUGGGCGACGGGGGAGGCGCGGCGCGGUGGCUGGUGCGUGUCCAGAGCCCCGCCAUGUACUCGCCGUUCGACAUGGCAGCCGCCACCCGCGAGUCCGCGCUCGAAUGGCUCUCGGCCAUCGAAGAGGCCGCGCACAGUGCUAGCGCUCGCUCGCUCCACCACAGGAAAAUGGAACGAACAUGGCGCAUCGCCAAAGAGAUAUCGGACCUCAUCAUCUACUGCCGCUCAGUCACCUUCAACAUCGAACGUCUACGCAUCAAGGGCUUUGUUUACAACGAGAUGUCCUCGUUUCCCGAGACCAAAGCCGAACGCCUUAUGUCUCAGCAAGAGAACACGUUCUUCGUCAAGUACCACACGACGCAACUUAGCCGUAUCUACCCUAAAGGCCAGAGAAUCGAUUCGUCGAACUACAAUCCGGUGCCGUUCUGGAACUGCGGCUCUCAAAUGGUCGCUUUGAAUUACCAAACGCCCGACAAACCGAUGCAGGUCAACAUGGGCAAGUUUAAACAGAACGGCGGCUGUGGCUUUAUCUUGAAGCCACAGUUUAUGUUCGAGGAAGGAUACAAUCCGUGCGAUAAAAAAUCGAUCGAGGGCAAAGUGAAGCCGGUAACUGUGAUGUUGCGUGUUAUCGGGGCGAGGCAUCUGUGCAAGACGGGUCGCGGCACGGCCAGUCCCUUUGUAGAAGUCGAGAUCAUCGGGGCGGACUACGACAGCGGCGUCAAACUCGUCACUAAAACAGUGUCUGAUAACGGACUGAACCCUUUGUGGAACGACAUCUGCGAGUUCGAAGUUGCGAACCCAGAACUGGCCUUGAUCCGUUUCGUGGUACAAGACGAAGAUAUAUUUGGCGAGCCGAACUUCAUAGGUCAAGCGACUUUCCCGCUGUUGUGCCUGCGUAAAGGAUACCGAAGCGUGCCUCUCACUAACGCAUUCUCCGAAGAACUGGAACUAUCCACACUGAUGGUUCACUUGUCAAUUAUAACAGACGGUUGAGAUUUAGUCAACUUUAGAGAACUUUACCUUCCGUUCCAAAGAAUAGGGUCGGGAGUUGGGGCGUAAUAGAACCCGUCGUCGCACGCAAAAGGAACGAAUAAGAACAUUUUUUGAGAAAUGUCUUUGUGCGAUUAAAAUGAAAAGAAAUAAUUUUAAUUAUCUUCGUUUUCCAACGAGCCGACGUGAUUAGUUUUCCAUUUAGCUUAAUUCUAACACAUUUGAAAUCUCAAAUCAUUCUUACGAUUCAAAAACAGAAUCGAUUUUAAUAAUCGUUAAACUGUAUUUUAUGUAUCGAAAAAUCUAUUUAAAAUCAUUCAAGUUGGACACAAUAAUGAAACAUGCAGCCGUUGUUGUCAAAACAAUUAAUUACCCGAUUAUUUGCUAAGGCUCAAUUCCACUAAAUAAAUAAUAUAUUGUACUGAAGAUAAUUUAAAGUUACUUGAAGGAAUACUCAUUGAUUUUUGAGGAAUAACACCAUACUAUCCAACGCAAAUAAAGUAAAAUGGCGUGAUUUCAACACAACAGCUGAUUGAUUUUCGACUGUAAUGACAAAACCAGUGUUCUUAAAUGGGAUUUGGGGUUAUUGCGUUUAACAUUUAAAAUAACUUUAGUGGAAUCUGGCAUAAGUGAUAAAUAACUCAUUUUUACACGAUCGUAACACUUUUAUUUGUAGUGUUAAUCGAAACUGUCGAACCAAAACAACAAUAGUGCGAGAAAUUUUUGAUGUGAAACUUCUUUAGAAUCGUUGUGAUUUCAAACUCGAUGAAACGAAAUGAAACGAAACGAAAAAAUAAGUCCAUAG